This is a messenger RNA of Ectocarpus siliculosus, 2190 nucleotides long. The record is from the annotation of a GenBank genome assembly. Lineage: Eukaryota; Phaeophyceae; Ectocarpales; Ectocarpaceae.
AUGCUAAAAAAAUGCUGCUUCGCGUUGGUGGCGUUGCUGCCCACGACGGCGGUGUCCGCCUCCCAGUUUACGACGACAGACGCCUGUAACUUCACUUUCAGCGAUGGACAGUUGCCGAACUUCCGCUUGCCGGAGGCAGGGCCAAACAGCCCUGGUGACGUCCAGCUCAACCUCGGUAACAACAUCAUCACACGAGGAUGGGUGGAGGAAGACGAAAACGGAACGCUGCACAGCUGCAACGGUGAAUCGAGUGCUUACCAUGUAGGGGACGACACGUGGAACACCACAUACAUUGGGAACGAUGGCGACGAGCUCGAAGUUGACGUGUUCUACGCGACCUACCAAAACCAGCUCUGGGUCCGCCACCUCCAGCCCCACAUGGACCCAAGUCUGUACGAGGCCCUCAACGACACCACGAUCCGGCUGAACAUCACAUGCGCGAAGAUGGACCAUUCCAGCUCGCUGCAGAAUGGCUGCCUCGAGUUCACGGUCAACUUCACAGAGGCCACACCCUACAACUACACCGAACCAUAUGAGUUCGUCGACGACUGUUCUCACGGAUUUUCCAGCGGUGAAAAGGUGCAGUCCGUUGUAGUGCACGCGGCGUCACCCAUAGGGCCCACGAGCUCGGCUUCCCUGGGCGUCGGAAACGCGCUCAUUUUGGCCGGAAAGGCAGACCAGGGUCUGCCCUGGUCAGAGGGGUUUAAUGAGGACGGCAGCCGGAAAGAUGACGAGUUCUGGAGCAAUUGGUGGGCCGUCGUCGAUAGUCGGUACGGUAGUACCGAAGAGAGUGAUGAUCCGUGCACCGAGCAUGACGGAAUAGUCGAUGCUGAUGGUGUCUAUUGCUGCUCUGACGAGGAAAGCACCUGCGACUCGGGAGAUGUUGACAGUGACGACGGGUUCUGCGGUGAUGAUAACCCAGCGCCCUGCGAACUGCUUGACUACACCUACCUUGGAUGUUUCAAGGACAGAAGCAGUAAUCGUAUCAUGGAGCUGGAGGCAAAGCGGUCGGACAUGACCGCAGAGCUCUGCGGAGAACUGUGCGCCGGGUCCAGGCAGUUCGGGACACAGCGGUCCAGACAGUGCUGGUGCGGUCCGGAGGACGCCGACGCCGACUACCUCAUGUUCGGCGAGUCGGCGAAAUGUGAAAUGGAGUGCACAGGGAGCGACGACGGCGAAAUUUGCGGGGGUAGCAGAGCGAUGAGCACUUAUGAAUUCCGUCAACAGGCUAUCACAAAGAACGCACUAGAAGAGAACGAGGAGCGCGGCUGCACGGGUAGCUCUGCCCAGUUCUGGGACCCCAAGAACGGGGAAUGGCGGUCGACGUUCGAGACCAUCGAUGGAGAGUCCCACGACCUAGACAUGUUCUACAUGAGCUUGGUAGACGGGGUGAACGAGCUGUGGGUGACGGAGAUCGAGUCGUGGAUGGCUCCCAGCCUCUACAACCAGCUGCAGUACAACUACGUAAAGCUGAUCUUGACGUGCCCGGAGGACAACGUCGUCGUCGACUCUUGCGUCAUCUUCGAGCCGACGUUCACCAACUGGUCCCCGGACGUCGACGGAGCCGCGGCCGGGUACCGGUUCUCCGACCCGGCGUUGCCUUCGUUCGACAUUCCGGAGGCCGUGCCCAACUCGCCCGGGGACGUCCUCUUGACGACGAGUAACUCCGUGGUCACCAAGACCGGAGCAACGACGGAGACCUACUGCAACGGAGAUUCGGCGGAGUACUCGGGAGAGGACGGCUACUGGUACAACGCGUUUGUCAAGUCUGACGGGGACACCCACGAGCUCAAGCACGUCUUCUACCCGACCCAGAGAGACCUAUACGCAGCCACGAUACAGGCCAACUGGGAGCCUAACCUCCGGGGACUGUUGGAGAACAGGAUCGUCCGCCUGCGGGUGUACUGCACCAACGACGAGAGGGCUGAGUACCUCUACAUCCGAGUUAGCGGAGAGUCGGCGACCUGCGAUGACAUCGAAGACCUUUGCACGGCGGUCUUCCCUCGGGCCGGCCUCGACAAGGUCUCACUCACGACGAAGUUAGGGCAUGCAGCGUGUUCUCCCGUUGGCGCACGACCACAGCGAUACCACUCUAACCAUGCCAAAUAUUGGUCAGCCCUGCCCUUCGGUGUACAGUUCAGAGAAGUGUAUGCUGAACAGGUCGCGAUCAUAGUGAUAGGAUGGGUGUAG